This is a messenger RNA of Medicago truncatula (barrel medic), 829 nucleotides long. Its product is annotated as auxin-responsive protein SAUR72. The record is from RefSeq and is a predicted model, not a curated record. The coding region runs from base 167 to 682 and encodes 171 amino acids. Lineage: Eukaryota; Viridiplantae; Streptophyta; Magnoliopsida; Fabales; Fabaceae. The transcript has a single exon. Gene Ontology annotation, biological process: response to auxin.
AACUCAUAUAGCCAGGCUUAAGUUAGCCCAAAAAUGAAGAGGGAACUAAGUUCAAAUAAUCCAAUUCCCUCAUCUAACUUCAUACUCUCCAAAAAUAUAAAGCAUACAUAAACCAAAUCUCAUAAACAGAGGCACACCACCAUAUAUAUACAUCCAUAAUAUCAACAUGGAUCCACCAAAGAAACCUAACAAAAUCAGAGAAAUCGUUAGACUUCAACAGAUCCUUAAGAAAUGGAGAAGAGUAGCCAAUACUUCAAAAACAUACAGAAGCAGCAGCAUCAACAACAACAGUACUACUAGUAAAAGCAUAAAGUUUUUGAAAAGAACACUUUCAAUGUCCGAACGGGAAGGAGGAGGAUCAAACAACGCAGUUCCUAAAGGCUACCUAGCCGUUUGUGUUGGUGUAGACCUUAACAGGUUUGUUAUACCAACCGAGUAUUUGGCUCAUCAAGCCUUUCAUAUAUUACUCAGAGAAGCUGAAGAAGAAUUUGGGUUUGAACAAACUGGUGUUCUGAGAAUUCCUUGUGAAGUUUCAGUGUUUGAGAGUAUCUUGAAGAUGGUUGAAGGAAAGGAUAGAUUUUCUACUCAGAAAUGUAGAUUUGGCAUUGAAAAGAUGAUGGGAUACUGUUCCUCAAACCAACUUGGUUAUUAUCAUCAACCUCAUAGUCCAAUGUGCAGAUAGUUUGUUAUAAUCACUAGACAAUUUUAACCAUUUUUUUUCACUUUUAAUUUUAUCUUUUGCUAGCUCUUCAUGGAAGCCAAUCUAUAUAUGUAUGAAUUAUAUAUGAGAAGAAUACAACUUUAUUGUCUAAAUUUUGUAUUUUACGGA